Molecule: messenger RNA, 2652 nt
Organism: Somion occarium
Lineage: Eukaryota; Fungi; Basidiomycota; Agaricomycetes; Polyporales; Cerrenaceae
Source: the annotation of a GenBank genome assembly
ACUGCGGGAGCGACCUUGUAACGACUUCAAUGUUGUGAUGAGGGCCCCCGUUAGAAAGUUCAUCUUGCGUUAGAAGGCCGGAAUCAUUCUGCUCGUCACUGCAGCUGCCGAAGACGAUAUCAUAUGCUUACAUAAUCAGCCAAGUUUCCCAUUUUGGGUGAGACCAGUGUCGACGAAAAUUCUUCGACAUCAAGGACAACGACGAACUCACUCUCAAAAUGGCCCCCAACGUCAUAGCACACGAUGAUCUCGAGGAUGAUAUUGACUACUCCGAUAUUGAAGCAAAAUACCAGGUCGAAUACGACGAGGGCCUCGACAAUGUCGUUGUUGUAGAUGGGGUUCCUGUUAUUGAUGAAUCAAAAGCGGAGAAACUGCUUGCUAGAGUGGCGAAAGAGUUUAGCAAAAAGGGUGCUCCCGUGAAGGUAGAUAAUAUGAUUAUUCCUUGGGAUGAGAAGACGGGUAAAAGCAGAGGGUUUAUUGUCGUUGAGUUCAAGAGUCCAGAAGAUGCGGCGUACGCAAUUGGCGUCAUGCAUGGACACCCGUUCGAUUCCAAGCAUAGAUUCUCACUCAACCGAUUCACCGAUAUCGAGCGUUAUGCGAACCUUGAUGAAACCUACGUAGAGCCUGAACCAGAACCAUACGUGCAAAAAGAACAUCUUCGUUCAUGGCUGGCUGAUCCCCAAGGUCGCGACCAAUAUGCGACUUACCGCGGAGAUGAGGUGGAGAUUCACUGGCAUGGCAAACCUUCGCAAUGCGAGGUAGCACACAAUCGACUAAACUGGACCGAUCUCUACGUUUCCUGGUCACCACUUGGAACCUAUCUUGCCAGUUUGCACCGACCGGGUGUGCGUCUAUGGGGUGGUGCCUCAUGGUCUGGCCUUCAACGAUUCGCGCAUCCUCUGGUCCGACUUCUCGACUUUUCACCGAAUGAAAACUACCUUGUUACUUGGUCCCACGAUCCUAUUGUUGUCCCUGAAGGCGCGCAGCAAGGGCCUCAGUUCUUCUCUCCAGAAGACGAGGGCAACAAUAUCGCCGUUUGGGACAUCAAGACCGGCAACCUUCUGCGAACAUUCCCUUCGGUAUAUCCUGAAGGCGAAGAUGCCUCAAAGAAGCAACAAUUGCAAUGGCCGGCAUUGAAGUGGAGUCCUGAUGACAAAUACGUUGCUCGUGUAACACCUGGUCAACAAAUCAGUGUCUACGAGUUGCCGAGCAUGGGACUUGUCGACAAGAAGAGUAUCAAGAUCGAGGGUGUGAUUGACGUCGAGUGGUGCCCGCUUGGAGACAAGGACAAAGAGGAAGAAGCAAAGUUCGCUGCUGGCAAGAGCAAUAAGAAGCCUAGGGAGAAUAUGUUGGCGUAUUGGACUCCGGAAGUCGCCAACCAGCCUGCUCGUGUCACUUUACUCCAGUUCCCGAGCCGGACGAUUCUGCGACAGAAGAACUUGUUCAACGUUUCGGAGUGCAAACUCUAUUGGCAAAACCAGGGAGAUUUCCUGUGCGUCAAGGUUGACCGUCACACGAAGACCAAGAAGUCAAUAUUCUGUAACUUGGAGAUCUUCAUGGUACGGGAAAAGGACUACCCCGUCGAAGUCGUGGAGCUCAAAGACACUGUGACCGACUUCUCGUGGGAACCAAAGGGCGAACGAUUUGCCAUUGUCUCCACGAGCGAUCCCAACUUCGGCAACCCUGGUCCUGGUAUCACUCUCAAGACUGAUGUCAGCUUCUACGCUCUUGAGCGAGGCAAGGGCGACUUCAAGCUUCUCCGCAGUCUGCCAAACCGAACGAGCAACACUAUUCGAUGGUCACCCAAGGGCCGUCACGUCGUUUUGGCUACCGUUGGAUCAACGACCAAGUCAGAAUUGGAGUUCUGGGAUCUGGACUUCCACCAUGAUGACACUGGCAAGCGGGAAGCGCAUAAGGAUGAAUGGGGAAGCGGCAUCCAGCACUUGGGUACCGGAGAUCACUACGCUGUCACCGACGCUGAAUGGGAUCCAAGUGGCCGAUACCUCGCGACGAGUGCCAGUGCAUGGAGGCAUACGAUCGAGAACGGUUAUGCUAUCUGGGACUUCCGUGGUCAAGAACUCGAGAAGCAUAUUCUUGAUCGAUUCAAGCAGUUCCUCUGGCGGCCAAGACCAAGAACGCUCCUCACCAAGGAACAGCAACGUCACAUCCGCAGAAACCUUAAGGAGUACAGUAGACAGUUCGACGAGGAGGAUGCUGCAGAAGAGAGCAACAUCAGUGCCGAGCUCAUCGCUCAACGGAAACGUCUCGUCGACGAGUGGAAUGCUUGGCGGCUGCAUUGCAAGGAGGAGUUGGGGACAGAGCGUGGCGUCGUCAAGAAGCUCAAAGAGCCACAGGAAGAGGAGGAAGAGAAGGAGGAGAUUGAGGUCUGGAUAGACGAGGUCAUCGAGCAAAUCGAAGAGGAACUUCUCGAGUGAUCUCGAUAAAUUCGCUGCUUGCACGAUUUACUGUUGUACCUACCCCGCUGUUGUUGUUAUGUCUCAAUGUUUUUCUUUGGUGCUUCAGGUUCGGUCAGGGUGGGUUAACGAGUGGAGAAUAUUUAUGAAUUGUAUCAAUAUGAACAACGAAAAGGUAAGGAAGGUAUGUACGUAUGUAUGACAUAGUAAGAGCCAAAUGAGUGAAUAUGUGCAUCCG